GUCAAAAGCCCACGGAAAACAUAAAUAAAGGAAACUGUUUGUUGUUAUAAAUAAUUCAGCAUUUGAUAAUUGUGAGCUUAGGAGUCUAUUUACCAUUAAAAUUCAACUUGGUUUACAAAUAGUCAAGGAACUAAGAUGAAAUGUAAGUUUGGCCGAAAUGCUACCUUUAUUUUAAUGUUGGUAAUAACAAUGUCAUUUUUUAUUGUGGAGCUUGUUGUUGGUUAUAUGACUAAAUCAAUGGCAUUGGUUGCUGACUCCUUUCAGAUGUUAUCGGAUACAGUCUCUAUUAUUGUUGGCUUUGUUGCUUUUCACUGUUCGAAGCGUAGUGAAACUUCCAGCCGAUUUACAUAUGGCUGGGUUCGUGCUGAAAUACUUGGAGCUUUAGUUAAUUCAGUAUUUCUUGCUGCUCUUUGUUUUACAAUUCUCAUAGAAUCAUUUAAGCGGUUUGCUAUUCCAGAAAGAGUUGAAAAUCCUAAACUUGUUCUUAUAGUCGGAGCAGUUGGUUUGCUUGUUAAUAUAAUUGGAUUGUUUCUUUUUAAUCACCACAGUAAUGGCCAUUCAAAUAAUAGUGAAUCUGUUGAAAAAGGACAUAAUAAUGAAGUUGUAGACAAUAUUGUUGCUGAAUUCCCAUUAGUUGAUAGUAGUGAAGUGGUUAUUUAUGAUAGUGAUAAAAGCAAUUCCCAAGUACCUCAAGUUGUAAGUAAUAAUGAAAAUAAUAAAAAAAAAUUAGGAGCAUCUCGUCUAAAUAUUCGUGGAGUUUAUUUGAAUAUUCUUGGAGAUGCUUUAGGGUCAGUGAUUGUUGUGAUAAGUGCACUUAUCAUUAUGUUUGUAAAAGCAGAUUGGACUAACUAUGUUGAUCCUGCUAUGAGCAUUAUAAGUGUGAGCAUCAUUUUGGCUUCAUCUUUUUCUUUACUGAAAGAAUCAAUUAUGAUUCUUAUGCAAACCUCUCCUAAAAGUAUUAAACAAAAAGAUAUAGAAGAACAUAUUUUGCAAAAAAUACCUUCUGUUAUUGGUAUCAAAAAAUUUCAUGUUUGGCAGUUAACAGGAGACAAAAUAGUUGCUUCCAUUCAUGUUACAUGUAAUGCAAGUGUUGACUACAUGUUCAUUUCUAGCCAGAUAAAGGAUCUUCUACACAAAAAAGGAAUUCACUCAUCAACCAUUCAGUUAGAGCAUAAAAAAAAUCUUGAUUCAUUAGCUUAUCAAGUAAAGUCUAAUGAAGCCUUAUGUUUAUCAAAUGAAAUAAAUACAGAAAACAAACUUGUUUUGGUAAACGAGUCAGUGGUAUGUGAUAUGGAAUCGUCUGUAUUGCACAUUUCAAAUAUGUCAUGAUAUAUCAAAUGUUUAUUACUAUAUCAAAUUAAUGUCAAUAUUUAUGAAUUCUUAUUUAUUUUGUUUUUAUAAUUUGUGUGUAUGUUUGUGUGUCUAUAGUUUUAAAUGUGAGACUUUUUCAAAACUUAUAAGUGUUAAAAAAAAAAU
This is a messenger RNA of Hydra vulgaris (swiftwater hydra), 1476 nucleotides long. RefSeq lists its product as uncharacterized. Gene Ontology annotation, molecular function: zinc ion transmembrane transporter activity. The record is from RefSeq and is a predicted model, not a curated record. Gene Ontology annotation, biological process: zinc ion transmembrane transport; detoxification of zinc ion; intracellular zinc ion homeostasis. Gene Ontology annotation, cellular component: membrane. Lineage: Eukaryota; Metazoa; Cnidaria; Hydrozoa; Anthoathecata; Hydridae.